Molecule: messenger RNA, 3435 nt
Organism: Cuscuta campestris
Lineage: Eukaryota; Viridiplantae; Streptophyta; Magnoliopsida; Solanales; Convolvulaceae
Source: the annotation of a GenBank genome assembly
GAAAUUAAUUGAAUCAGAUGAGAAACAAUCAUAUAAUUGAAGAGAACAAGCCCUAAGUCAUAAGAUAUUGGAGCCAAACCAUGCUAAAAUGUUGAAUUUACUUGACAAACUAUUAUUGUAAAAUAUACUUCUUUCUCAAUUACCAUAAUGUGAGUGAUGGAUACCCGGGAAUGGGGGUAUCCAGCCCAACAGGAAAAUGGCCCAGCCCAAUUACGCCAAGGCCCACUUGGCAAAACCAAGAUGAAGGACCAUCAAAGAUCACCUCGGCAGAUGUCAUGCGAUCGGCCUCAGCAGUCUCGCUCACCUUCGGACCGAUCCGGCCGGUCUCCCGUCCGGAGAACUUCCGAAUAUAUGUCAUAUACUCGGCCUCGGCCAUGAACAGCGACAGACCAGACAGACAAGGGAGCUGGCGUGGUCAAGUCCUAGGGAUAAUUAUGUGGUUGGACGCCGCCAGUGAACAACCCAAUCUUAGUGGGCCCAGACCAUUGGAUUACGGACCAACGGUCGGAACCCUAGCUGUAAUGACCGGCCGCGUGGACGAUGGGAAGAAGAACGGGGAUAACCGAGGCAAGAAGCCGGCGGGAACUCAGCAGAAGAAGAGGAAGGAGAUAGGUCUCCCGAGCGACGAGGAAGAAGAAGACAAUCCUAGACAGAAGAGGGUUGAGGAGAACAGAAUGAUCUACGGUGGCAACACCGGGGGAGAUAGUGCCGAGAAAAGAAAGAAAUGGGUACGCUCGGCUUACGUCGGAGAUGUUCACAGUGCACCUGGACCGUCGAAAAUCACGAAGACAGAGCCCCUCCUAUUUGGUCCCAAGGACCUGCCUGAGAUCCCAUCACCCCACAGAGACGCUUUGGUCGUCAGGUGUGAGAUCAACGAGGUGGUAAUCCACCGAUCCUACGUUGACAAUGGGAGCUCGGUAAACAUUAUGUAUGCAAUGACAUUUGAGGAGUUGGGAUUAAAGAAGGAACUCUUGAAGAGGGUAAGGACUCCCUUGUCCGGAUUCACGGGGGACAUCAUCGAUUCAGAGGGCCUAGUCGAGGUGAUGGUCACCUUCGGCGAUGGAGAGCAUAAAAAGACGAUCCCGGUUGAAUUUUUGGUGGUACGACUUCUGGGAUCCCAUAAUCUGAUCUUGGGUCGGCCUGCACUGGAAGAUCUCGACUCCGUAACAUCGGUGAAGUAUUUGAGCAUGAAAUUCCCCACCGAUUCAGGGGUAGGAGUGUGCAGAGGAAACCAGAAGCUCGCCCGACUCUGCUACCAAAAGCAAACCAAGAAGAUGGACGCUCAGGAUCUCAGGGUGGACAGUAUUGCCACGGCACUUUUGAAGGAGGAAGAAGGACGUCCCCGAGCCGAGCCGGCCGAGGACACAGAAGACGUGGUGAUAAUGGAGGAGCAGCAGGAGAAGAAAAUCAAGCUCGGUAUUAACAUCAGUGCCGAGCUUCGAUCGAAAAUCAUACAGGUGUUAGCGAAGCAGGUCAAGGGCGAGAAGCUGUACCUUUACUUGGGAGUUAGCCCGGGGGCCAUAAGCUCCGUCUUGUUGCGAGAGGAGGGGGACACUCAGCGCCCUAUCUAUUAUGUUAGUCGAACCUUGAGGGAUGCCGAGCUCAGAUACUCGGUGGUGGAGAAAACAAUCUUGGCCGUUGUUAACACGGUCAAAAAGCUGAACCAUUACUUCCAAGCCCACGAAGUGGAAGUAAGGAGUCAUCAACCUGUGAGCAUCAUCAUCAGCAAUCCGACGGCCUCUAACAGGGUCAUCAAGUGGUCUGUCUAUCCGAGUCAAUAUCAGAUAGAGAUGAAGCCGAGGGCAGCAAUCAAAGCCCAGGCCUUGGCCGAUUUCAUGGUAGAAUGUACUGCACGUGACAACAACCCCAUACCCGUGGCGGAGCAGGGAGAAUGGUGGACUUUAUCUACUGAUGGAUCGUCAGCUGCAAAGGCUUGCGGUGGGGGCGUGGUAAUCCAAUCACCGGAAGGAUUCCGCUCCUAUCAUGCAAUAAAAUUCCAGUUCAAGGUGUCCAACUACGAAGCCGAGUAUGAAGCAUUACUAAGCGGACUGAGGCUCAUCCUCAACCUGAAGGCCGAGUACAUCAGGAUCAGGUGCGAUUCGCGCCUGGUCGUCAGUCAAAUCAAAGGAGAGUUCGACACCAAGGAGGAACGGAUGCGCCUAUACAAGGAGGCGGCCUUAGAGUUGCUCAAAAUCCUCAAAGGAUAUGAGCUCGUGCAGAUCCCAAGGGCGGAAAACACCGAGGCAGACGUCCUCUCCAAACUGAGCAACGACAGCCCCGAACAUAUCUCCAAGAUGGCUCACAUUGAAAACCUGGGAACCCCAAGCAUCCACGGCGGGGCAAAUCAUGGAAGAAGUGCACGAAGGAGUAUGCACGGCACAUCAAGGUCCUUUCUCCAUGGCCAUACGCAUUGUCUUGCAGGGAUACUUCUGGCCGACCAUGGUGAAAGACUGUGCCAAGCGCGCCAAGCGUUGCAAGACUUGAUCGGACUGAUGCCGAGGGCACCUGGCAAUUUCCGUUGGAUCAUUGUGGCCAUCGAUUACUUCACGAAGUGGAUCGAGGCCGAGCCUUUAGUGGGAGGAACUUCAGAGCAAUGCUCAAAGUUUGUGAACAACAAUAUACUCUGCCGAUAUGGUGUCCCAAAGCAGAUCACUACGGACAACGGAACCCAAUUCGAAGCCGGAGAUUUCAAUGAACUAUUAGGAGAUUGGAAGAUAAGGCACACCUACAGUUCUGUCGCCUACCCGCAAGGAAACGGCCAAGUAGAGAACGCCAACCGAACAAUCAUGGACGGGAUCAAGAAGAGGCUGGAAUCUUACAAUGGAGCAUGGGUGGACCAACUUCCCAACGUGCUGUGGGCAUACCGCACAACUCCGAGGAGGGCGACAGGGGAAACACCAUUUUCCAUGUGCUACGGUCUGGAAACAAGAGCACCCUCGGAAGUGUUCAUUCCAACAUGGAGAGAGGAGAACUAUGAAGCCAGGGAGAACGAGGAAACCAUGGCGGCCGAUCUCAACUUUGUUGAAGAGCGCCGGGAGCAGGCUUUCCUCAAAGCAGAAAACUACCGAAGGCAAGUAAAAGAGUACUACGACCGCAAAGUCAGAGCAAGGGAAUUCCGAGUAGGGGACUUGGUACUUAGGAAAAGGGAAGCCAGUCAGCCUACAGAAGGAGGAAAGUUUGCCAAAAGCUACGAAGGACCAUACAAGGUCACAGCCGUGCUCAGGCCGGGCACCUACAAGCUCGCCACGAUCGAAGGGCGCGAACUCGGCAAGCACUGGAAUACGCACAAUCUCAUUUCUUUUUACAUGUAAGGCACUGAGAACCGUAACCAGAACGGCGAUACAUCAUUAUUCAAGCACAAGAACGUGAAGCACUGUUUCCCGAAUGGUCAAAAUACACAUUUAUUUCUUCAGAAAAUGAAGAAUCUACUGAGGA